AUGCACUGGAAGAGCUUGUAUACUUUGGCAUCUUUGGUGGUUGCCGCACGUGCCACCUCCAUUACCAACUGCCAUGCCCAUGGUUCUGACCACUUUUGUGUUAACACUGACGGUGUGGAGGGUCAGAUUUCUCCAGCUCCAACUGGUACCAAUGCUCCAAAGUCUUACACAUCUUGUCACGCUCAUGGCGCUGAGACCUGGUGUAUGGACGGCAGCAACGAGGUGAUGUUCGCUGCUGAAGGCGCUAGCUCAGCAGACGCUAGCUCUGUGGAUGCUCAGACUACUGCUGUCACUGGCUGCCACGCUCACGGUGACGACCUUUUCUGUCUCGAUGGUGCUGGUAACGAGGGUAUGAUCACCCCAGCUCCUUCUGGAUCUGCUCCAGAAAGCUUGACUGACUGUCACGCUCACGCUACUGAGACUUUCUGUGUUGCUCCAGACGGAGAGGAGUACCAAUUCGUUGCUGAAGCUGGUGGUGAGGGUGAAGGUGACGCUGACCUUCUCGACGACGACGACAUGGACUGUCACUUCCACGCUGGUGUUCCUCACUGUGUGCCUAAGAACGGUGGUGCUGCUCACGAGUCCGACAGCUGUGACCGUAUUGAGUUUGACUACGACAUUCCAUUGAGAAUUGGUCUUAUCUUCGCCAUUCUCGCUGGUGACUUCAUUGGUGUCUACGCCCCAUUGAUUGUCAAGAAAUGGUUCUCUGACCACAUGGACGGUGUUAUUGUCACUUUGUUCAGACAAUUCGGUACCGGUGUCAUUCUUUCCACUGCUCUUGUCCACUUAUUGACUCACGCUCAGUUGAUGUUCGAGAACAACUGUAUUACCUUGCACUACGAGUCUACCGCUACCUCCAUCGCUAUGGCUGGUAUUUUCAUUGCAUUCAUCAUUGAGUUCUUGAUGUCCAAGUGGUUGCAGAGCAGAGUUGACAAGCUUAAGACUGCCAGCGGUUUGCCAGCCUCCUCUGAGGAGGAGGGCAGAUCUUCUGAGGAUGAGAAGGCCAGAACUAACAGCAACGGUGAAAGCGAAGAUGGCCACGCUCAUGAGAGCCACGCUAAUGAGAGCCACCACCACCACCACCUUGACGCUACUGCUAAGCAAGACAAGGUCGCUGUUGCCCUUUUGGAGGCUGGUAUUAUUUUCCACUCUGUGCUUAUUGGUAUCACAUUGGUUAUCACUCCUGACCAGGAUGGUACUUUCAUGACUUUGUUCAUUGUCAUUUUGUUCCACCAGAUCUUCGAGGGUGUUGCAUUGGGUUCCAGAAUUGCUGAAUUGAGAAUGGUUUCUAUCUGGACCAAGCUUGCCAUGGGUGCUGGUUUCGCCGUCACUACUCCAGUCGGUAUGGCCAUUGGUACUGGUGUGUUGAACCAGUUUAACGGUAACGACCCAAGCACCAUUAUCGCAUUGGGAACUUUGGACUCUUUGUCUGCUGGUGUUCUUUUGUGGGUCGGUCUCAUUGAGAUGUUGUGCCACGACUGGCUUCACGGUAACCUCCUCAACGCUGGCUGGCUCAAGGUCGGUGUUGGUAUGUUCGGUUUGGUCGCCGGUAUGGUCUUGAUGAGUUUCCUUGGUAACUGGGCAUAA
Candidozyma haemuli is the source of this 1587-nucleotide messenger RNA. RefSeq lists its product as uncharacterized. Gene Ontology annotation, cellular component: plasma membrane. The transcript has a single exon. NCBI's taxonomy places the organism in Eukaryota, Fungi, Ascomycota, Pichiomycetes, Serinales, Metschnikowiaceae. The record is from RefSeq and is a predicted model, not a curated record. Gene Ontology annotation, molecular function: zinc ion transmembrane transporter activity. Gene Ontology annotation, biological process: zinc ion transmembrane transport. The coding region runs from base 1 to 1587 and encodes 528 amino acids.